Messenger RNA from Toxoplasma gondii ME49, 1721 nucleotides. Its product is annotated as troponin c, isotype gamma, putative. NCBI's taxonomy places the organism in Eukaryota, Apicomplexa, Conoidasida, Eucoccidiorida, Sarcocystidae. The coding region runs from base 294 to 755 and encodes 153 amino acids. The record is from RefSeq and is a predicted model, not a curated record. Gene Ontology annotation, cellular component: myosin II complex. Gene Ontology annotation, molecular function: calcium ion binding. The transcript is spliced from 5 exons.
UUCAACUUUUUUCUGGACUACAAACGUGCACAAAACUUGCGGUUUUAUGUAGACACAACAUAUGUUGUGGGCUAUCUCCAUUCUUUCUUCCUUCGCGUCUGUCUGUGAGUUCCUGUUGCCACCGGGCGCUGCUGUCGAGGCUGAGCCGCUUUCAAGGUCCUUGGCUUGCACGUCUAACUCGACUGCAUGUUCUGAGUAGAAUAAGAACAGUGUCUUUUUGUUCGCGUGCCAGUGCCGCAGCACUGCCGCAAAAAAGUCUAACGUUCUUUCGCUGUCGUCUUGAUGUCGCCAUAAUGUUUACCACCCCCUUCAAUCUUUCGCGACAACGGCGCGCCGAGCUGAAGGGCGCCUUUGACGAAUUCGACACCAAGAAGACAGGCUACCUGAGUCUGAACCGGUUUGUUUUUUUGCUCAAGUCCAUCGGCGUGAACAUUUCCAGAAGAGAUCUACUUGCCAUCACUGCUGAGAAUCGAGAAAGAGGGGAUUUCUCUUUUGAAGACUUCAUGACUGUAGCGUCAGUCGUGUACAACGACGUCGCGAUCGAGCGGGGUCUGGUGCAGGCUCUCAGACAAAUCUGCCCAAAGGGUUCGAAAACUGUGUCAACGGCAAUACUCCGGGAACACCUUUUGAAACUUGGAAUGGGCAUCAAACUCACCGAAGAGGAAGUCGACAUGUUUCUGCAGUUCGAGUGUGAUCCGAACAGGAAGGGUGUUGUCGACUUUGAGAAUUUUGUGUACAGGGUUUUACGCGACUAGACGAUGGCUCGUCCAUUUUUCUGGCUGCGGCAGGGAUGAAAGGCACUACCAAAGUGAAUACGAUGACAAUUGUGCAGCUUGAAUAGACACGCUGGUUUUUCGAAAAUACGCUGAAUACCGCUAAUCUUAAUGCGCACUUACACUGGGUUCCGACAGUUUACGGUGCAUAGCUGUGUAGAAAACGCAUCUACGCUCCACGGUCUGGCUUCACGCAAAAAAGUUUAAAAUGUCUUGUGUGGGAAGCUUUUUUGACAGACCCUGACGACCUAGCCAUGUGCCUUGCGAAAGCAGGAUGUUCUUUUUCACAGGACGGUCGGAACGGUUGCGAAAUAUUACUUGUAUGGACUUCUUUUGCGCUCGAACUCUUGUGGUACACUGACAGGUUCAGGUCCGAUAUGUGGCGGUUCCACCUGUGCCGCUGCUUUUUGAACUCCGUUAACAGGCACCGUUAAUUUUCCGGUUCACUGAUCCACUCUUCGUGUUUUUGAGCUGGGAUUCGUGUUACUGACCUUUCGCGCGAAUGAAGAGGAUCUUUCAGGCUUUUGCCACAACGUUCAAAUCUGGCGUAUAAUACUGAUAACAGACAAGGGAGGGCAUUCGUCUCGGUUGGCGUUUUGAGCCAAGCCUCCGUAAAUCGCACAGUUGAUAACAGACAAGGAAGGGCAUUCGUCUCGGUUGGCGUUUUGAACCGAGCCUCCGUAAAUCGCACAUCUCGUCGCAGUGUGAUACUUACCUAGGCGAAGCACGAGACGUUCACAAUUUCGACUUGGGAAAAUGUGACGUGUCUCUGCUACACAAAUCGUCGCGUUCUGUCAGACGCCGCGCUUCAUUCACAUUGUGUGUGGUUAAGAAUGAAGAAACACCAUUUAAAGAGUCAUUUUAUCGUCCUAUGUGCGAAAGAGUGACAGGCUGUUAGAGUAUUGUCACUGCGAACCCAGUGCCCUCCCUGCAGCCGGACGUGACGCG